CCACCGAGUUGAUUUUAAGUAGCUGUUCACCACCAGCAAGCCAAGAGACAAACCAGCGAAGCAGCCAUGGACAACAAGAUCACGUUCUCCCUCCUGCUGCUAACUUUCACAGGGAUCUCUCAUGAAUCACUUCUGGGCGGAGAGUUGCGGUGUCAGUGUCUCCAGACUGUCCCGGGCUUGGUGUCACCGAAGCUCUUGGUUCAUGUGGAAAUCAUCCCCAAAGGCCCACAGUGCAGCACCAUGGAAGUCAUUGCGACACUGAAGACGAGCCAGCAAAUCUGUUUGGAUCCCCAGGCCAAAUGGGUGAAGAUGAUCAUUAACAGGAUUUUACGCAGCUCAUCCGGCAGGCCGCGCAAAUAGGAAAAGCAGAGAUAAUGCCUAUAACCCCUUGCGGAAUUCUCAGCCCUGAGGUAGCUCCAAGGGCCAGGCUGUUCAUCAUUUGUUUUACUCU
Messenger RNA from Mauremys mutica (yellowpond turtle), 451 nucleotides. RefSeq names its product alveolar macrophage chemotactic factor-like. The record is from RefSeq and is a predicted model, not a curated record. The transcript has 4 exons. Gene Ontology annotation, molecular function: CXCR chemokine receptor binding; chemokine activity. NCBI's taxonomy places the organism in Eukaryota, Metazoa, Chordata, Testudines, Geoemydidae. Gene Ontology annotation, biological process: inflammatory response; chemokine-mediated signaling pathway; antimicrobial humoral immune response mediated by antimicrobial peptide. Gene Ontology annotation, cellular component: extracellular region. Bases 67 to 360 code for a protein of 97 amino acids.